AGGAGCCAAGCCCAGCCACGCCCCGUUGGCUGCAACCAUCUUACAUUUUUCUUCAGCUGAAUGCUAUCAUAUAUACGAUAUAUCGAGCAGAUUCCGGACGGCCGGCCCUCAUAGACGAAAUAGGUAGAAAAAUGAACCAAGCAAAGGAAAAGCCACACCAUCAACCAAAGUAUUUCUCGUCAGCUAGGCGUACGAUAUCCUAACUACGAUCUAGUUUUCGUGCAACCAAGUUUCAAACCACAAUCAAGUAUGCGUCAGGAUUAAAGCCGUCCAGUCGUCUAUUAAUUUAACUUUUUCCAACCGGCCAUGCAUCGCCCCUGUGCUCUGCUCAUUGCGUUUACUUCCCUUGCUAUCGCUCAGACUCGGUCAUCUAAACGUGGAUUGGUGUUUAUCCCGAACCCUGCCAACCCGGCAGAUGAUACAGUAUGGGUUCGGUCAGGAUCUGAUCUGGCUUGGUACUACAAUUAUGAGUCGGAGCCGUCAUCUACCUUUGAUAACAUACCCCAAGACCAGUUCGAAUUUGUCCCCAUGCUUUGGGGCGCUGUCGACGAUACCUCCUUCCUCGAGUCUGUCCAGAGCCAGAUCGACUCCGGUCGUAAAAUCACGCACGUCCUCAGUUUCAACGAACCUGAUUCCCGGUACGACGGCGGUAGUAAUAUCGAGCCCUCGAAGGCCGCGGAUGUAUGGAUAAAGAACAUAGAGCCUCUCGCUGAUAAGGGGGUGAAACUGGGAUUGCCGGCCUGCACUGGGGGCUGGGGAGGGAUACCGUGGCUCGAACAGUUUAUCGGGAAUUGCUCCGAACUGAUUAGCACCGAAAAUGAUAAAAAGAACUGUACAUACGAUUUCGUGACCAUACAUUGGUAUGGGAGUUUUGAAGGGCUGGCGAGUCAUAUGGGCUCGUAUGCUGCUGCAUUUCCAAACAUAACUCAAUGGAUUACCGAGUACAAUUUCGACAACCAAGACCUCGCUACGACCCAGGCAUUCUACAACACAUCCUCCGAGUAUUUUGACCGCAUGGAUUCCGUCCAUCGUUACAGUUUAUUUGGUUCUUUCCGGUCCAGCGAUAGCAACGUUGGUCCUAAUGCCGCCAUGUUAAACAACGACGGGCAGCUAACAGAUAUCGGCUCAUGGUAUCUAGGUAUGAGUAGCACGCACGUUGACCCUCAGUCGGGGGCGGGGAGAACUCAUAUAACCGUAGCAAGUGCUGUAGUUCUUAUGUUGGCUGGUGGUAUUUCCUUUAUACUGUAACACUAGAGCUCUCCUUUGCUUAACCUUGGGGCGUUUUGGAGAUUGAGACGAGUAUGUAGAGGGGGGGGGUUCUUGUUAUCCAGGUACAUAUGUGUACUUGAAAUGUU
Daldinia decipiens is the source of this 1355-nucleotide messenger RNA. Its product is annotated as glycoside hydrolase family 128 protein. Gene Ontology annotation, biological process: fungal-type cell wall polysaccharide metabolic process. Lineage: Eukaryota; Fungi; Ascomycota; Sordariomycetes; Xylariales; Hypoxylaceae. The transcript has 2 exons. Bases 307 to 1248 code for a protein of 313 amino acids. The record is from RefSeq and is a predicted model, not a curated record. Gene Ontology annotation, cellular component: fungal-type cell wall.